Salvia miltiorrhiza (redroot sage) is the source of this 1184-nucleotide messenger RNA. RefSeq lists its product as uncharacterized. The record is from RefSeq and is a predicted model, not a curated record. NCBI's taxonomy places the organism in Eukaryota, Viridiplantae, Streptophyta, Magnoliopsida, Lamiales, Lamiaceae. The coding region runs from base 129 to 1037 and encodes 302 amino acids. The transcript has 3 exons. Gene Ontology annotation, molecular function: polysaccharide binding.
GAGGAUUCGAACUACCCAUCUAUUGAUGGAAAGAAAAGCGCGACACAUACAAAAAUCAUGCCUUUGCCAUAAUAAAACAUUCCACAACAAAUAUUUUGCACACAAAAAUACAUUUCCAACUUUUCAAAAUGAAAAAAAUCAACACUACUCACAUUCUCCUCAUCACACUCCUCUCCAUCGCCAUCCCUCCCCUCGCCCUCGCCGGCACGUGCCGCGACACGUGCGGCGCGAUCCCCAUCAAAUACCCCUUCGGGUCGGGCAGCGGCUGCGGGCACCCGUACUUCUCCCGCUACGUGAAGUGCGCCCCCGGCGGUGCCCUCCAUCUCUCCACCGCCGCCGCCGGGGGCGCCGCCUACGCCGUCAUCUCCUCCAUCGACUACGCCGCGGGCGCCCUCGUCGCCGCGGACCCGCUCAUGUCGACGUGCGCCGCCAUGCAGGACUCGGGCGGCUUCGCGCUGGACCGGGGCAGCCCGUUCUCCGUGGCGGCGGACAACAUCUUCGCCUUGCUCGGCUGCUCCGCCACGUCGCCCGUGUUCGACCCGGACGCCGACUUCUGCGACACGGGCUCGGGCCGGAACGUGUGCCGCGGGCUGUACACGUGCGAAGGGGUGGCGGGCAUCGGGUUGGAGCCGCACGCGCCGGUAUCCACGUGCUGUGUGUACGAGCCGCCGGUUUCGGACGGGUCGGGUUCGGGUUUGGGUUUGGAUCUUCCGAAGCUGCAGUGCUCGUCUUACUCGUCGGUUUACGGGUUCGGAGGCAACGAGGGCGACCCGAUGAGGUGGCAGUAUGGGAUACUGCUCCGGUUUAAUGAUUCUUAUUAUAGUAGUGAUUGUCGGAAUUGUGAGGAGAGUGGCGGCUUUUGUGGGUUUCAGGGUUUGGAGGAGUCGUUUUCUUGCAAGUGUCGGAACGGCGUCAACACCACCGUUAAUUGCUACGGGAGAGGAAAUGGUCGGAGCGGCGGGGCGGGGAGAGAUGGAAUUCAAACGGCGUUGAAUAUUGGAGGGUUCUUGCUCCUGUGGAUGAUUUCUUUCUUCUGAAUCCAAAUUUUGUGAUCUGUCCAUGUAUUCUGUAAUCUGCCAAUGUCAGAAAUUAUUGUAAGGAAAUGUUGAGAAGAAAAAUCAGCUUUGUUUUCACAUUCACAAUUUGAUAUGCAGUGGAAAUUCAUUCGCUGUCUUCCAAUUCCA